AUGAACUCCCAGAGAACCUCCGAGCCCGGGACAAACCCUGCCUGGGAGGCGUUCCGGGCCAGUUGUAAACAACCACGUAAGCCCUCCAACUCUCAGCCUCCCGCAGAGUAGUGCAGAAUGACGCCACUGCAUGCAGGAUGUGAUGUCACUGAGAUGCACAGGACACUCAUUCAAUAAACAUUUACUAAGCAUCUACUUCGUGCCAGAUGCACUAAGCUAGUAGAUUUAUAA
This is a messenger RNA of Otolemur garnettii (small-eared galago), 231 nucleotides long. It is a transcript of the gene ANKRD13C-DT, whose product is annotated as HERV-H LTR-associating 3. Lineage: Eukaryota; Metazoa; Chordata; Mammalia; Primates; Galagidae. The record is from RefSeq and is a predicted model, not a curated record.